This is a messenger RNA of Boleophthalmus pectinirostris (great blue-spotted mudskipper), 2135 nucleotides long. It is a transcript of the gene ash2l, whose product is annotated as ash2 like, histone lysine methyltransferase complex subunit. Gene Ontology annotation, cellular component: Set1C/COMPASS complex. Gene Ontology annotation, molecular function: protein binding; transcription cis-regulatory region binding. The transcript is spliced from 17 exons. Bases 32 to 1813 code for a protein of 593 amino acids. Lineage: Eukaryota; Metazoa; Chordata; Actinopteri; Gobiiformes; Gobiidae. The record is from RefSeq and is a predicted model, not a curated record.
UUCUUUUGUUUUCAUUGAUUUGAAACCAAACAUGGCGACCAUUGAGCCAGAGGCGGGCGUUGGAUCUGGAGCAAGUACCGAGGUUGCAGAUGGUGAUGCUGCAUUCAGAGAACUGCCUGCCAGUAUGGACACUGAAUCCUCCAAUGGCAAAGAAGGAAUGGACACAGCCGGUGAAGGCUCUGAGGCGGCAGAUACAGUUACCGGGUCUGGGGAUGAGGAGAGUGGCAGACAGCUGGGCGAAGUGGAGCUCCAGUGUGCCCUGUGCAUGAAGUGGUUCACUGCAGAUACGUUUGGCAUCGACACCGCGACUUGUCUUCCCUUUAUGACUAAUUAUGUCUUCCAUUGCAAUGCAUGUCACCAUAGUGGCAACACAUACUUCUUAAGAAAACAAGCAAAUUUAAAGGAAAUGUGCCUCACAGCACUGGCUAACCUUACCUGGCGUUCCAGGACACAGGAUGAACACCCAAAGACGAUGUUCUCCAAGGACAAGGAUAUCAUACCGUUCAUUGACAAGUACUGGGAAUGUAUGACAACUCGCCAGAGGCCGGGAAAAUUAACAUGGCCUAACAACAUUGUGAAGACAAUGAGCAAAGAGCGAGAUGUUUUCCUUGUAAAAGAACACCCUGACCCUGGCAGCAAAGACACAGAAGAAGAGUACCCCAAAUUUGGCCUUUUGGACCAGGAUCUCGGUAACAUUGGUCCUUCAUAUGAUACGCAGAAACAGACCACAGCACCUCCCACUACUGCUGGACUAAAUGGUGGAUCUUCUUUCUCAGGUGCAUUGGCUGCAGGUCCUGGAAAAGGACGAGGAGCCAAACGCAAACAGCAGCAGCAAGAAGGGACUGCUGCAGGAGCAACUAAGCGGACCAGAAGUGACCCUUUGUUUUCAGCCCAGCGGCUCCCACCUCACGGUUAUCCUCUUGAACACCCCUUUAAUAAGGAUGGCUAUCGCUACAUCCUUGCAGAACCAGACCCCCAUGCCCCUGAUCCUGAAAAAUUGGAGCUCGACUGCUGGGCUGGGAAGCCUAUUCCGGGUGAUCUCUACAGGGCCUGUCUCUAUGAAAGGGUGCUGUUAGCUUUACAUGAUAGAGCACCGCAGCUUAAGAUCUCUGAUGACCGGCUAACUGUGACUGGAGAGAAGGGCUACUCGAUGGUGCGAGCUUCUCAUGGGGUGCGAAAAGGGGCCUGGUUCUUUGAGGUCACUGUUGACGACAUGCCUCCAGAGACUGCUGCGAGGCUAGGGUGGUCACAGCCUCUUGGUAACUUACAGGCACCUUUAGGUUAUGAUAAGUUCAGCUAUUCAUGGCGUAGCAAGAAGGGCACUCGCUUUCACCAGUCUAUAGGAAAGCACUAUUCCUCAGGAUAUGGCCAAGGAGAUACUCUGGGUUUCUACAUUGAGCUGCCAGAUGAAACUGAAACUGCAAAAGCUCUUCCUGACACAUACAAGGACAAGGCACUAAUCAAGUUCAAGAGUUACUUGUAUUUUGAAGAAAAAGACUAUGUGGAUAAAGCAGAAAAAAACCUCAAGGCAACAAGCCCCAGUAAGAUGAUAUUUUACAAAAAUGGGGCAAGUCAAGGAGUGGCGUUUGAAAGCUUAUUUGAAGGAAUCUACUAUCCAGCCAUUUCAUUGUACAAGAGCUGCACGGUGUCAGUCAAUUUUGGGCCUCACUUCAAACACCCUCCCAAAGAUCUAAAGUACCAGCCGAUGAGUGACAUGGGCUGGGGGGCUGUGAUAGAGCACACUCUAGCUGAUAUGUUAUACCACGUGGAGACAGAUGUAGAUGGCAGGCGUAGUCCUCCCUGGGAAGGAUGAUCAUUUUCCACAAAAUCCCCAUCAGGAUAAUUCCAGCAUGACACCCAUCAGUUUGUUUUUUUUAAGUUUUCCAGUUCCAUGUACAAAACAGAGCUGUGUGCUGUGCUGCGAAAAUGUUUGGCAGAAUACAUCAUAAUGCCUAGCCACUGAUUGAGCAUAAAUAUUGUAUUGUAAUGUGUAGUCCACUUGCAUUUAAUAAUUUAGCACAUUCUCAGUUUUGUGUGUUUUUUUUUUUAAUCAGUGUUGGUUUUGUGUGUGUGUGUUUUUUUACUAUUAAGUUUUUGUUUGCUCUGAAAUCAAUAAAAUGUAUGUCUUGUCCGUG